AGACAGAAGGAUAGAGCGCCGGAACAUCUUUACAGCGCGUCACCAUAGAGUGAAGUUACGGAGCUUUGACGUACGCGCCAGCAGAGUUAGAGUCGUCUGUGCGGCCUGUAACCCGGCAGCAGAGGAGAGAGCCCGGGCGGUGAGUGCAGGCAGUCCGGUGGUGGAGGGGGGGUACACGGUUUACCUUCCUCUAGCUGACACAUAUCGGCAUGAGCGGCCGCAGAGAUAUUAUGGAGCUUCAUGUAUGGUGCCCUGCUGGGCUUCACAUCAGCCAUAGCUGCCCUGCAGAGGAGGGAGCAUGCUUAACAAGCUUCCUUAUUCAAUGUGUCUCUCAGUGUAUUCCCAAUACAAUCACCGAUACAGAUAAAUGUGACUACAUAUGGGAUCAGCCAAGUAAAUAAAUAAAUACAAGUGGUUUGAACAGAGUGUAUAUUGCUGGAUUAUAAAUGAGUAUGGCAGUGUACAUGUUAAGUUGUUUUUUUUUUCUUUCACAUAUUGUAAUUGUAUGUAGGUUGUGUACAUUAUAUAUGUUUAAACUUUUUCAAUAAAACACUGUUUUCAGGGAGAGUUUUCUGUGUAGUGCUCAUAACUGUGUCCACUGUUUGAACCAAUUUAUUUUAAUAUCAUGUGUUGUUUUUUUUGUUUUUUUUCUUGUCUGUGAAUCACAGGUCUGAUACACCACCGUGUCUGGCACAAGACUCUACCUAUCCCACCCCCUGUUAACAAUGCCAGCAGCUGUGGUGGAUAAUAGUCAAGUGAUCUGUGAAGUAUGGGCCAUCAACCUGGAGGAGGAGAUGCGUAAAAUCAGGGAGCUUGUCCGUACAUAUGGAUAUAUAGCAAUGGUAAGGCCAUAAUGCUAUCCUACUGUCACUAAUUAGCAGUGGGGGCUGAGAGUGUCAGCUGCCACAAUUAGUGCCACCCAAAUUGACAUAGCUAAUUCAGACAUGUAAACUCUACAGCAGAAAUGUGUUUGGGGAAAUUUAUCAGUGUUGACAGCACUUUUUUUUCAUUGUAACUGUCUGCAGUUUUUGGUGCCAACAUAUUCAAAGAAAAUCCUUGGUCAUAUUUAUAUUAAAUUGUAUAUAAUGUUAAAUGUGACAAUAUAGAAGUCAAGCAGCAGCGAUGCUACUAUUCUGUAUUAAAGCUAACCAUAUCAGUGUUAAAGGGACAACUUAAUGAUGUUCUGGUAAGUAUAGCCUGUCCCUGCAGCCUUUUUGCUGUAAACACUGCCUUUUCAUAGAAAAGACAAUGCUGCCUAGGCAGUCACUUAGAUUUCCACUAUAGGUUCUUCUUGGGUCAGUUCUGCACAAUGUGCAGCAGUGCCAUUCUGCAUGGAGACUCUGAAUUUUCCCCAUAGCAAUGCAUUGAUUCAACGUAUCUCUGUGAGGAGAUGCUGAUUGGCCAGGGUGAUGUUUGGCCCGGCCCUGCCCUGCCCCUUGAUAAUCUCCGCCAAUCAAAUGCUUUUCUUAUGGGUUGGCUGAGAUCAUCCAUUCUGAGGUUGUCAACCAAGGAGGCGAAUCGGGGGCGAGACCAGCGCCGGCACAUGGAAUUAAAGGACCACUCUAGGCACCCAGACCACUUCAGCUUAAUGAAGUGGUCUGGGUGCCAGGUCCAGCUAGGGUUAACCCAUUUUUUCAUAAACAUAGCAGUUUCAGAGAAACUGCUAUGUUUAUGAAUAGGUUAAGCCUUCCCCCUAAUCCUCUAGUGGCUGUCUCAUUGACAGCCACUAGAGGCGCUUGCGUGCUUCUCAUUGUGAUUUUCACAGUGAGAGCACGCAAGCGUCCAUAGGAAAGCAUUAUGAAUGCUUUCCUAUGUGACCGGCUGAAUGCGCACGCAGCUCUUGCCGCGCGUGCGCAUUCAGCCGACGGGGAGGAGAGCUCCCCGCCCAGCGCUGGAAAAAGGUAAGUUUUUUCCCCUUUCCAGAGCCGGGCGGGAGGGGACCGAGUGUUUUCCUGGCACUAUAGUGGUCCUUUAAGGUAAGUUUUCUUAUCUUGCAAGGGGGGGGAGAUAAGCCACUCUUAACACUAUAGGGUUUAAUAUGUUUGUGUUUCUGACCCUUGUUAGUGUUCCUUUAUUAUAAAAUUGUCAGAGAGCAGUAGACUUCUCCCCCAGAACUUUCCAUGUUCAAUCUCAGAUUCUCUGUUUGAUGUAGCCUGUUGUUAGCUUAUUGACCAUCCUCCUUCUGACCAGUUGUUGGUGAGGAUAUCAAUCAUGGUUGGUGAGAUAGCUCAGUGGGCUAAUGAAUCAUCAGUAGAAUCUGACCCUUGCGGGUCACAGGUUAAAAUCCCGGCAGGCUUGACUCAGCACUUCCGAGGUAGGUAAAAUGAGUACCAUUAAAUUGGUAAUGGUUAAAUCCCCUGGACGUUGGGCGAAAGUAACAUCCCCAGGACUUACUUGCAAACCAGAGUAAUCUGAAUGUACCUUUCCUGGUUAAAUACUUUAUUAUUAUGACAACACUAUAAAAAUAUAACUAUAAUCUGUUUUAGUCUGCAGCCCUCAUUGUAAUGGAAAUUGCAAAAAUGUGAACAGUGUUUUGUUUUCUAGAAACAUCGUUAUUUACAGUAGCAAUGCUGCAAGAACAUUGUCUGUGUCCCAAAAUCAUUUCAAUAAAGGAACACUCUAAGCACCCAUAUAACAUGAGCUUAAUUGAUUUUUAUAUAAUUCUUUUUAUAUAAUUCCCCCUGCAAGAUUAUCUCUCAGGAGUAAAAGGUUUACAGCAAAUGAAUGGCAAUAAGUGAAACGCUGCAUAUGCAGACUUCAGGUACCAUGACCACUUGAAAGUACUGAUGCUUCGAGUAACCCCUUUUAGUUAAAUUGUUUAUGCAGCAUUGAGCACACUUCCAUUGGCUGUGACCUACACACUUCCUGAAAAAGAGGUUAGAUUUGUAGGCUUCCGAAUUGCAGAAUUUUAUUUAUUUUAUUUUUAUUGAGAAGUUCUUCUCUCCUGCUCUGUUAAUGGCCUGCUGGAGUCUACAGCAGCCUCCAGUGUAUGUUUAAAGUUCAACUAAUAGGUUAUAAGAACCUAAAGUAAUCUGUGCUGUAAGGUCAGUUUGAAAAUAAACAAACAUAACAUUACAGGAAAAGCUCUACUGAAAAAUGGGUAAUAAGUGUGUGGGUUAUAAGUUACAGGGUGCUCUUAAAGGAAGAGAAUCUGUUCCCAUACCAGAUAUAUACAUGUAAUAAAAAAUAAGAAAUGAUCCCAAGGCACACUCUGUGGUGUGCCUUUUGAUCAUUUCUUAUUUUUCAUUUUGAAAAUAAAACCUUCUUUUUCCCCAUUAAGGCUUUGUGAGUCACAAGUGGGGAUGCGUAUCUAGGCCUGCAUAAACAAAGUGAUUUAAGAUGAAGUGAUUUUUGUGCUUGAAUUAUCCAUUUAACUGGACACUUAUUUCAUUUGUCUAAUAGAGACAAGUAAUCUAAUUUCACUCUACUCAAGUAUGACACACUACACCAACCACUCAUGUUCAGUAUACAUCCACAUUGCAAUAACUAUUUUAUUUAUAUACAUAUAUAUGCACAUAUUCUAUGCAUUUUACAGUAUCACUGACCUUCUGUUGAUUAAAAAACCAGCAUACAGGGGAUAAUUCAAUCAACCUAGAUGCAAGGAGUCCAAUGCUAACUGACUUACUGGACAUGCCAAGUCCUGCAUCGGUGACUGCUUUGGAGUUUAAAGUCCACUGCAAAGGAAUACAAUCUGGUUCCUGCAGCUCCUGGAAUGCAGAUGAGCAUGCGCUGAUAUCUCCAUUUAUUAAAGUGUUACUCCAACCAAAACCAGUAUUUUAAGAAAACACUGUUUUUGGUUAGAGUAACACUCUCUAUCCAGGCCCACCAACUUAAAAUUAAUAAAGCUAAAAAAAACUGUUUUGUUCAAGUGCCAAGGCCAAGUUCCCCCCUCAGCCCAAUCCUCCUCCACUUACGUUACUCCUUGCUGCUUACGAGGAUAGCCCGGAAUGAUGUGUUGUUGCAUAGGUAGUGCUGACGACAGAUGUCCAAUAUGCAUAUAAUAUUAACUAGACCAUAACUCUUGCAAGUCCUCUUCUGCAACUCUGCAAGAACGUUUGAGACUAUUGCUUUAGUGUAAAACACCAGCUUUUAAAUGGGCGUACAUACUGGAAGCACUGCAGUUUUAGAGCAACCAAGCAUAAAGAAAGCUUAAUUUAGACCAUUUUUCUGCAAUGUUAAAAUUGAUGGCAAGAGCUAUAUAGAGCUACCAAAAGAGAAUGCAAUUAAAUACAGGAUUAGAUAUGUAAUUUUAGAGUUAAACUGCUGAGUGUGCAGUGCCAGUCUCCAUGGCACAGAGCCACUACAUUACGCUGUAGUGGUUUUGGGGCCUCUAGGGUCCCUUUUAAGAGUAUGUGUUGAUUAGACAUCAGUCAUAUUUAGAGAGUUACUCCAAGUACUGUGACAACUUCAUUGCUUUGGGUGGUCAUGAUGCUUGAAAUCUGCAUAUGCUGUGUUUUCCUUUGAAAUACUGCUCAUACAGCGAAUAUUCCCUUGGCUGUCAGCAUCACUAACCAGCCCAGAGCACAGUUCCAAGGUUGGCUCAUGUAACUCUAACCAAAGCCAAUGUUUUAUGAUAACACUGGUUUCUGGUUGAAGUAACCCUUCAAGGUCAUAAUAGCCAAAGUAUAUUAACUGUGGCUGCAUGUAUUCCCUAAUUUAAUGGAGACUUAUUUUAACACUUCAAAUGUAUUUUAAGGAUUUUAUUGCUAUUUAAAUGCCUACUGAUAAAGUUUUUUACAAUUGAGAGAAGUCAAUUCUCUGAAUUAUUUAUAUCCAAACUUGCUGCAAUCUGAUGGUGGGUUUAGUAAAGGUAUCCUAAUGUAAGUUUAGGUGUUGCAUAUGUUUCCAUGCACCAAUAUGGUAAAUUCCUGUCCAGUGUUAAGUGUUUACCAUUAUAGGCAUUUUCAGGGACACUUAAGAAAAUCUCAAAUUAUGGUUGAGUGCAUCAUUGACCGUCCUCAAGCAAAAUAAUUUAUAUCCAUUGCAUGGACAGAUAUAGAUAGAUAAAUACAAGAGGUUGUACUCACCUGGCCAUGCAUACAUUAUAGGGUUCUGGGGUCAAUUCAUUUAAGAUCCAGUGCACUCAGUCACUAAAUAGCAAUUUUGAGUCUCAAAAUCACCUCACCUAGGCAAAAAAUAAUGGGGGCUUAGUUACAGUGUAUGAUCAUACAUAAGCCUGCCAUAACAUCAAUGUACCAAAUUCUUGGCAGGUCCUACUUUAACACCCUAAUAACUGCUCUUAUGAGAUUAAUCCACUUACUUGGGAAUUUCUUUUUCCUGGGACUCUCUGCAAGUCAAGGUUAAAUAGGGCCUUUGAAUGAGGCACCUGUGGCAGGGAGGUGUGCAAAACCGGGGAAUAUAUAUCUCUAUCCAAGAGGCUUCACUCGCCUGAACAUGCAUACAUUAUAAGGUGCAGCUGGGGCCAAUUCAUGCAAUCUCAUAACUUGUACAUUGCCACUUGCAAUUUUUUCAUACUUCUCACAGAUUGGAAGUGUACAUUUUUUAUUUGAUUUGUAAAGCGUUGUAUUGGUUCAGUUCUGUACAGUAGAAUAUUCAAAAGAACACUGCUGAUUUGUAGCAUUGUAAAAAUAUAUUUUUACAGUGACAUGUAAGUUGUUGAAAUAUGAAAUAAUUGUACGUUUUGUUUAUAUAUCUAUAGGAUACAGAGUUUCCUGGGGUUGUUGUAAGGCCGAUUGGAGAGUUUCGAAGCACUAUAGACUACCAGUACCAGCUGCUACGUUGUAAUGUGGACUUACUGAAGAUAAUUCAGCUGGGACUCACUUUCAUGAAUGAGAAGGGGGAGUACCCACCUGGGACCAACACAUGGCAGUUCAACUUUAAAUUUAACCUCACGUAAGUGUGUUUCUCUAACCCCAUAAUAAUGUUAUAAUGAUUUAUAUACCAAAACAUAAAAUUUAAAACAAAAAAGAACAUAAAAGUCCAAAAGCUACCUAAAACAGUUGGAGUUUAACCCAACCUCUGUAAAUAAAAAUAAUCAAUGAAAAGAGAGCCAAACAACCACCUAUAUAAUAUAGACAUUAAAAUAUAGUUAAUAUUAAGGUCUGUGGAGGAUCUCGCGAUGCCAAGAUGUGUCCGGCUUAAGAAAAAUGUUUUGGUUAGAAAUAGAUUAAGGGAAAAGAAAGACAGAGUAGGGAAGAGGAAGUGAUUGGAAAAAGAUAAGUACUACGUAACAGUGCCACUUUUAGCUAAAAUUGUUCAAAUGAUUAACGGGAUACUUUAAGCCCCAGUUUGUAAUAUUAUUAGCUGUUACUUAAUAAACAAAAUGUUUGAGAAUUCCAUUCAAUGCAAGAUGGGUAUUAUUUGAAUUUCUAUUCCCACAGAAUGUUCUUUCCAUUCCAAUUUUUCCAAGGGGUGCAAACUAGAAACUUGUCCCCCUUGAUUGUUGCACAUUGGUUUUUUGCUUAAUCUUUCUAGGGUUAGAUCUGCAUGAACUUAGAAGUGUACUUUACAUUAACUUUGAAAUUCAGCCAAUUAACAUGUUAUGCAAUAACUCUUAAUUUCAUAUAAGGUUGGUACCGUUAGACAUAUAGGCAGGCACCAGGAAAAAAAAAAUACUUAUUUUUGCCAGAAAUAUCCUCUUACUCGGACACUAUUUAUUUAAAUGUCACUGUGCGCAAUUUUUGCCUCUAGAAUAUGUUGUCAAUUACUAUAAAAUUGUUUCAUUAUAAUUUUCCUAAUGAAAAUGGAUGAACUUUCUUGUGCUGGGCAAGUAACCAUGUGGGAAAAAAACAGUUAACCUAAAACAAUUGUUAACCCUUCCUACUUGCCCUAUAAAUGCUGCCUUUCCCAAAGUUACCUCAGUUCUUUCUUGUCCCGCUGACGGAACGGACAGGUAACCCUUUUUUGUCUUUUUCCUAUGCUGGUGAUGCACACGGGUUGCUGCUUGGAGUAGUCAGUCUGAUAGCUCCUUGGAUAGUGAGCUGCGCAGGAUGCUAUCCCUUAACCUCUAAAGGUUAGGGAACGUUGUUUCUUUCUCUGUUUUAUGCCAAUAAGUUAUGGCAAGUUGCAGGUAGGCAGUGCCGGGUGGCAAGGCAAUCACAAGGCAGACCCUAAGCCUACGCACAGCGGUUGAAUUCACGUGCAGAAUGCCUUGUAUUCCACCGAAGUUCCUAUUGUGCUCACACACACACACACACACACACACACACACACACGCGUUCAGAAUUUCAACUCAGGUGUAAAUUUUGAAGAGCCUAUUUAAACUGUGCUGACCUAUUUGACAGCAAGGGUGAAUGUCAUGAUAGGUCCACCAUGUCACCAUCCCCCCCACACGGUUCUGAGGUCUUUAGUAGAAACGUAGAGGCCAAAAAAAAUGCAUAUUCCUUUUUUCCCGCUCUAACCGUAUACCUUCUGUAACUAAAUGCUUUUUUACCUAAAUAGUGCGAAAAUUAGCUUUAGAAGUACCUAUUUUAAUCUUUACUUUGAUCAGGUUUUCUUCUCCUCAUGUGCCUGCAUGUCAUAUCCAUGUCAUAUCCAUGUCAUAUCCAAACUGUCCACCAAUGGCCAUGCUCCCCUUACAGGGCACAUCUGCUUAAUAACAUCUGUUUGGUCAAUACAUUUUUUUUAUUGCUAUGUCUGAGGAGGUACUCAAGCUGUCUGCUCGUUUUUAUGGGUUUGUCAUCAGGUGCCAGAAGGACUUUAUGGCUCCGUUCAUGGACGGCAGAUACUGCAUUUAAAUCUGCAUUGUGCAAAUUAACUUUUGAAAGAAGUAAGCGGUUUGGUGCUUCUUUAGAAGAGAUCAUAAAACAAAUGUUCAAAAUCAGGAAGGCUCUGUUCCAAGAGAAGAGAUAUCUGUGGAAAAGAAGACUCCGAUCUCAAAACCAAACAUCCUUUCCAUAUCAGGACCAUACUCGCAAUUUCCAUAAGUAAAAAGGGACACAACGUUCCAUGACAAGCAGGUCAACAUACAAGAUAAUAGGAGCUAGUUUUGAUGUCAGAAAAGUAGGAGGAAGGCUGCAAUUGUUUAAACAUCCAUGGAUUUUAAGCACAAUAGCAGACUGGUACAAACUCAUGUGUUUGGAAAGACUUGUGCCAAAAUUCCUGGUUUCUUUUUACAUAUCUCCAUUCAAAACAGAUGCGCUUCUAUCAGAAUCCCUGAUACUGUUAAGAAAAGGAGUUAUCGAAAAGGUCCCAAUGGAACUCAAGUCUGUUUUUGGUUCCGAAAUAAUUUUUAUUUCGUCCUGUACUAGAUAUAAAAAGGUGAACAGUUGCAUUCAAUACCAAAGUUUUUAUAUAGAGACCAUUCUUUUUGUCACCCACAUGCUACAAAAAGGCUUUAUGGCGACUCUGGAUUCGAAAGAUGCCCAUUUACACGUUAAUGGUAGACGCGUAAGGUGCUCUAGGCUGUCGUCUUGUGAUGCACCCAUCCUUUUUUUUGGGGGGGGGGGAAGGGGUGGAAUCUUGCUAUAUCCCACUUGUAUUGUCCCCAUAUGCUAGGAAAACCAGAAGUUUUACUUACCUGAAAUUUUUAUUUUUAUUCUUAAUAUAGUGGCAGUACUUAUUUUCUCCCAGUUUCUUUGUUAAAGGACCACUAUAGGCACCCAGACCACUUCAGCUUAAUGAAGUGGUCUCGGUGCCUGGUCCAGCUAGGGUUAACCCUUUUUUAAAUUAUUUUUUUAUUUAUUAUUUUUUUAAUAAACAUAGCAGUUUCAGAGAACUUUAGUGCCAGGAAAACGAGUAUGUUUGCCUGGCACUAUAGUGGUCCUUUAAAGAUUGUGAUUGAUAUAUAUCUCUAUCUCUAAUAUAUAUAUAUUUGCUGCAAAUUUAAUCUGUUUUCUUGUUAUGACUGAGGUAACUUUGGGAAUGGCAGCACUUAUAGGGUGAGUAUAAGGGGUUAAAGAUUGUUUUUACAUAGCUGAAAAGAGACUUGCUUCCAUCAAGUUCAACCUUCCUCACAUUUGUUUUUUGCUGUUGAUUCAAAAGAAGGCAAAAAACCCAGUCUGAAGCGCUUCCAAUUUUGCAACAAACUAUGAGAAAAUUCCUUCUUGACCCCAAAAUAGAAGUCAGAUGUCUCCUCAAGCAGCUAUUACCCCACUAAUUAGAAAUUUAUAACCCUGUAUGUUAUGUUUUUGAAAGUAUUUAUUCAAUUGCAGUUUAAACAUCAGUAAUGAUUCUGACGACCACCUCUUCAGGCAGAGAAUUCCAUAUCCUUAUUGCUCUUACUGUAAACAAAAACAAAGCUUUUCUUUGCCUUAGAUAAAAUCUCCUUUUUUCCAGCCUAAAUGUGUGACCUUGUGUCCUAUGUAUAGCCCUGUUUAUGAAUAGAUUUCCAGAUAAUGGUUUGUACUGGCCCCGAAUAUAUUUGUAUAAUGUUAUCAUUAUCUCAGGUGCCAUUUUUCCAAACUAAACAGAUUUAAUUGUUAAUUUCAAUAAAUUUUGUAGCUUGUCUCUGCACUUUUUCGAGUGCCAUGAUAUCUUUCUUUAGGACAGGUGCCCAAAUUGCACAGCAUAUUCAAGGUGUGGUCUUACCAGCGAUUUAUAAAGAGGCAAAAUUAUAUUUUCAUCCCGAGAAUUUAUGCCCCUAUUUAUACAUGACAAAACCUUACUAGCCUUAGAAACUGCAUAUUGCUGCCCAAUUUGUUGUCUAUAACAAUUAAAGGAACGCAGCUCAUGAAGUGGUCUGGGUGCAAUAUCUCUGUCCCACUUUGUCCUGCAAUAUAAAACCAUGUUUACAUUGCAGUACUAAGACAGCCUCUAGUGGCUGCCUAUCAGACAGCCUCUAGGUUUGGUCCCAGCAAUUGACCAGACUCUGGGUGCCUUAAAUGACGCUGGACAUCCUCACGUUCUGCAUGAGGACAUCCAGCAUCCGUGAAAUCCCCAUAGGAAAGCAUCAAUUCAAUGCUUUCCCAUGGGAGAGGCCUAAUGCGCUUGCUGCACAUGCGCAUUAAGUCGCCCUAUCAAAUGUCAGAGGAGGCAGAGCACUGACCCAGCACCGCGGGACAUCAGCGCUGGAAUUGGGUACAUUUUGUUUUUUUGUUUUGUGGGGGUUUUUUUUUUGGCGGUGCGGGUUAACCUUUGUCAGGGGUGCCCAGAGGGUAAACCCUCAGAUGUUUUUAAAACUGCUUCCAUGAUGCUCUUUGCAGUAUCAUUGGAGUUGUAGUUUUGCAGAGGAACUGCAACUUCCUUUUGGGCACCCCUGCUUUAUGUGCUACAGGCGGUGACCACAAGAAAUGCGGUGGACCAGAGGGCACUAUAGUGUUAGGAAUUCAACUUUGUAUUCCUAACCCUAUUGAUUCCCUUGAAGGUUUUUUUUCUUCACCUCCCACCUCCCCUCUCAACCCUACAAGGUAUCUUGUCUAGCACUAGAAAGUUCAUCCCACUUGUAUUGCCACUAUAAGGAAAAAAAAUUAUUUACGGUUAGUCAAAUUUCUGCUUUUCAGUUUAUAACUACAUUCUUUCUUUUAUUAAAUAGCAGUUGAGUCUAUUGACCACUCAAAAGCACUCUUUGUAUAUUUGUUUAAUUUAUGAAAGAAAUGUAUCACCACCUAAAGGGCAAAUCUUUAAGGACAGUGUAGAGAUUUAUUUCCCUUCUCUAAGGCUCAAAGUAGUAGUUAAUGAUGAGAAAGUACAAAUAGUACGAAUAAUGGAAAGUACAAAUUCUCUAAAUGUUUGAUAAUCAAAGGACCACUAUAGUGCCAGGAAAACAAACUCCUUUUCAUGGCACUAUAGUGCCCUGAGGGUGCUCCACCCUCAUGGCCCCCCUCCCGCCAGGCUGAAGUUGGACGAAGGGGGUUAAACACCUUUUUCCAGCGCCGGACUCCCUCGGCACUGGGGACUCUCCUCCUCCUUUGGACUUCAUUGGCUGAAUGCGCAUGCGCGGCUCUUGCCGCGCGCAUUGUCAUUCCAUAGGAAAGCAAUCUCAAUGCUUUCCUAUGGAUGCUGGCAUCUUCUCACUGGGAAAAUCACAGUGAGAAGCGUGGAAGCGCCUCUAGUGGCUGUCAGUGAGACGGCCACUAGAGGCUGGAUUAACCCAUAUGUAAACAUAGCAGUUUCUCUCAAACUGCUAUGUUUACAGCAGGCAGGGUUAAACUGCUAUGUUUACAGUAGGCAUUAAACUCAAGUGGUCUGGGUGCCUAUAGUGGUCCUUUAAGCUGUUGGCCUCUAGUCAAUAAGCCCACAGGUCAAACGUGUACUAGAUUACAAUUUGUCUUGAUUUAAAAAAAAUGGUUACCAUUUUAUUUUGUAAGCAUAUUAUUAAAUAAAAUGGAACAUGAUGCAUAUGGAUGUACAAUGAUGAUACUUCAUUGAAUGGCACUUUCCUCAUUUCCGGUUACUGCCAUUCACUGGGUAUUUUAAUAGCAUUUUUUUUAUGUCUGAUCCUGUCUCUCUUGAUGCUUUGCAGAGAGGAUAUGUAUUCCCAGGAUUCAAUUGAUCUUUUGGCAAACUCUGGCCUUCAAUUCCAGAAACAUGAAGAAGAAGGCAUAGACACAUUGACGUUUGCUGAGCUCCUAAUGACCUCUGGCGUAGUACUUUGUGAUAAUGUGAAGUGGCUUUCUUUUCACAGGUGAGAGAACUUAUUGUGGCAAGUUUUCUGUUUUAACCUAUAAUGCAAGCUUAUAAAUUGAGGGGAAUGUACACCAUUGCAUGUUUUAGCCCUAAAUACUUGAGCUUGAAAAGUAACUGCGUUUUUUAAUUUUCUAAUUUGUUUAAAUCCUUUUUUUAAAUUUUUUUUAUUUUAUGGAAUCCUUAAAAAAUGUUAACAAUAUAAUGACACUAAAAUGUUACAAUAUUGUAUAAACAGAAAUAAAACUGGGGAAUACUGAUACAAAAUAAUCUGGAAUUGUAUGUAUAAUCUGUUGGCGCUAUAAAAAUGGCAAUAAUAAUAAAAUAUCUUCAUUAAAUUAUUAUGGUCCAAAAUGUUAUAAAUGUUUGAUACAUUAAAUAUAUGUAACCAGUCAAGUUGGAUUCGAAGUGUAAAUUAUUCUUCUUACCUAAAAUAAGCAAUUUUCUGUUGUAUUCUCUGCACUUCUGUUUAAUAAAUAACCACGUUCUAAGUAAUGAGAAGUGAAGAAAAAAUUUAGCACCGCCAAUAAUGUUUGGUUAACUAUUUUGUGCUAACAUUUCUAAAGUAACCGUUCCUCUUUAUUCUAAUUAGGUUCUUGAGCCCUCAGUAAGCAGGAUAUAUUAUUUGCGUUACAAGACAUUGAAACUUAACAGCAAGCUGACACAAUUGGUUGUAUUUAAAAGUGGCAGAUUUUGAAAACCGUAAAGAGGCACAUAAGGCUCUGAUAUGUGUUUGCUGCGCAAUCUGAUAUUUGAACAUGUCACACUAUUGUACAUAACCUUAAAUUGACACUAAUCACUCACAACACUUCAUCUCAGUGACGUGCUCAGGGUGCUGUGGCCUGAGUCAUUUUAAUACUGUACUCUAGUUUUUGAACUCUACAAAACUGUAAUGAUUACAUUGCAGAGUUAAAGGGACACUAUAGACACCCAUACCACUUCCAUCUCAGAGGUGUUCUGAGUGCAGUGACCCAGUCCCCUAAAUCUGCAAUGUAAAAAAUUGCCGUUUUUAGAGAAAUGUUAAGACUGCCUCUUGUCUCCCAGGCACGUAAGAUGAUGCUGGACGUUCUCACACCCUGCAUGAGGACAUCCAGCAUCUUCAAAAUCCCUAAUUAGGUUCCUGUAUCACGGUGAUUUUGCGGGAGGAAGAGCUGGAAGCGGGUUAGCAAAUAAAGUAUUUUAUUUAUUUAUUUCCCUUUCUUGGGCGAGCGCAGAGGGGCACUGUGGUGUAGGGAUACAGUUUUAUGUGCCUAACACUAGUUGGUAUUAAUUUAAGUCCAACUCUGGCAGUCUUUACAGGUGCUUUUUCUGCACUAACAGAGUAAGAGUUGAUCACGUGAUUCCUCCUCCCCCUUCUUCGGAAAGCAUUGUUAUACUGCUUUUCUAUGGCGAAGCAACAAUGCAUGUGGCACUCGCCACACAAAUGCAUUAGGUCUAGGAGUAGCAGUGGAUUGGACCAUCGCAAGAAAUAAAGGGGUAAGCAGGGUGGGACCUGUGUAGAGCUUAGGGUCAGAGGCACUAUAGCGUUAGAAAUAGGUUUAAGUAUUACUUUAAAGUCAUUACUGCAGGAGUAUUUGCCAUUAUGAUUUCCUUUCAUUUCUCCUAAUUUUAUUUUAUUUAUUUUUUAUGUACAUUCCAAAAAAGACAGUUGCAACAGUUUAAGACAACCAAAUUUGUGACACAUAACAGCACCUUGUUUAGUUCCAAAGCUCAUUUAUAAAUUCCAGAAAUUCCACUAUAAAACUGAAGAUUAUUGUUAUGUUAGAGUAAUGGUAAUUAACUUAAAAUGUUUUAAUUGGUUACUUAUACAAUAAACUUUAUAACAGUGGCUACGACUUUGGCUACAUGGUGAAACUCCUGACAGACUCUCGGCUACCAGAGGAGGAGCAUGAGUUUUUCCACAUCUUAAAUCUAUUUUUUCCAUCAAUUUAUGAUGUCAAGUACCUCAUGAAGAGCUGCAAAAAUCUAAAGGUGUGUGUACCCCCCUCCUUUCUCCCAUGUAAAACUUGUAAACAUUAUUAGUACUAUUUCAUUAAACAUUCAAAUGGAAUGAUGACCAUAAUUCUAAGUGACCAUUGUUUAAUGCAAACUGCUAUAGAACAGGAAGUGAGCCAUGUUCUCCUGUUGGUAGUAGUAGAUCAGCAGUUUUCCAUAAACACCUAUAGCACAGAGGUUUAUGGAUGAGUACAGUAGCUACUGUAACUUCCAGAUUACGUGGAGUAUAACUGUAAAGGUCCGUACAGCAGCUUGAUCGUAGGGUUAAUGCUUUCCAUGAGAAGCCAUGCAUGGGGUAACACAGUACGCUCUCUCAUAGAUACCUUGAGGGAGAGAUGUAUUUAGGUUGCUUUUCCGCUACGUUUCAUAUUGGAAGAAGGAUAGUUGUAUGAUGCAAAUGCUUUGCAGCUUCAGAAAUCAUGCUUGUAGCUUACAUGCUUAUUGAAUGCAUCAUGGGUGUGUGUUUUUUUUUAAGUAGAAACAUGCUUCAUUCCUUCAAUUUCUAACUUUUUUAUAUCUAUCUACUCUGUAAAAGUAGGCAGUGGUUUUAUAGUUUUUUUUUUUGUUUUGUUUUUUCCCUUUUUAACUUGGCCAAUAGUUAUUUCAUAUAUCCGAUAUUUUGAUUAUUCCUCCAACAAUGCUGUUUCUCAUCAACUAAUAAAAGCCACAAAACUGUAAAAAAAUGCAUCUAGUAAGCCAACUGCAUGAAGGGAAUUGUUUUAAUGCACAAAUUGCUCAUGUGUGAAAGGAAAACAAAAUGUAAAACUGCUUAAUCAUUUCUUCAAAAAUGUUAAAAUAUUUUUUCAUGUUAAUAGUAGCAAAGGUAAAAUUAGCUUGUCUUUUGGAAGUGCUACAAAUGACUUUGGUACCUGUUCUCUUUGUGUAGCUAGAUGCCUCAUAAGGGCACGUACCUGGAAAGUGUCAUACAAGCACACAUAUGAUCAAACAGAUGUUGAGCAUGCAUGAACGCUCUUAAAGCAUCAUUGGACUGGACUCUUAUUCUUGUAUAUCGUAAUUCCUUUGGGGGAGAAAGUCUUAUAUCUCAACCAGAUUGCAUUUUUACUUGCUCUUCAUUUGGUCUACUAUGCAGGGAGGUUUGCAGGAGGUUGCUGACCAGCUGGACCUGCAAAGGAUUGGUAGACAGCAUCAGGCUGGGUCUGACUCAUUACUGACAGGCAUGGCUUUUUUCCGGAUGAAAGAGGUGAGUGUUUGCUGGCUUUCUAUUGGUAAUAAUUAGACAUGCACAGAAAUAAAGAUAUGUACAACCAAAAGUGCAAAACAAAAAUUACUUAUCUUCAAAUUAUGUUCAUCUUUACACAGAUCACCUGCAAGGUGUUCCUUUUUUAUUUAUUUUUUAGGUAAAACAAUGAGUAAACAAAAGCAGUUUAAAUACAGCUGAUAUGAUCCUAAAACCAAGCAAAACAGUGUGAUAUUGUUUAAAGUUGGAAUAAUCUCUCAAUAUUAUAGAACACUUACGAACUGUCAGGGUCUUACCUGAGGUGGGAGUCCGGUAGGCAUAGAUUUGUGCUCACACUUCCAGAUAAACACAGUCCAAAGUGAUAAGGUUAGAAAUCACCAGGACUAUGAAUCUGUGCACGGGGCUGUGCAUGAAAGGUGGUCCAAUUCGCAGUACAGACCAGGACAUAAGCAGGAGGAUUGUCGAGGAUAAGCCAAAGUCAGAGGAUACCAGAGGUCAGGAUAAACAAGGAGGAAGGUCAAAGUCAGGAGCCAGGGUCAAUCUGGAGAACAAGUUUGAGGAGCCAAAACAGGAACAACACACAAUCACCAGACUCAAAGAACUGACAAUGUUCGCGUGGAGAGGCAGGUUUAAAUACCUUGCUUAUGAGCCAUCUGCCUUAGGUGGAGAUAGAGAGAUAGGAGCAGCCACAAGUAAAGUCCAGCCCCCUAAUGCUGCAGACAAGGCAGGAUAGGACAUCCGGUAGAAACAUGAACUGAAGUGUGGCUCAGAGGCAAGACAGCAGGGCUAAGGCAGCAAGAGUCCAGAGUUCAAAUCCCCUUUUUGGCAAUGUGAAAAUGCCACACCUGGCCGUCUGGAUGUCACGGUGAGAACCGUGAUACAAACUUGCAGAAUUUCAAGCACUCCAAAGGUCUCUUCCUUGAAGGUGGUGAAGAGGGAGGGGGCUAUAGCCUCCUUAGGGUCAACACUCUGUACUGUACUGGUCCUAUAGGAAGUUUCCAUUAUUGGCACAAAACGCAUAGGACCUCUGCAUUUUAAAAUAUAUAUAUAUAUAAUUUAUUUUAAUUAUUAUUAUUAAUGCAAAUCUGGAUUUUUGUCUGGUACCUGUUUGAGAGUGGUAAGCAUAGGGAGUCUAUAGCCCCCUAUUACCUUUGGGGAAGGAACCUUUGUAGAGCUUGAAAUUCUACAAGUUUGUGAGUGUUUUUAAUAUUAUAGUGUGAUUAUUCCAACUUUAAACAAUAUCACACUGUUUUGCUUGUUUAAUUUUUAGGAUCAUAAGGCUUUUCUUUGUACAUUGUUUGCACUGAAAUAUAACUUUAUUGUGCAUGUCAGCAAAAUAUAAUUUAGACCAGUAUUUGUAUAGAAGUGUGGAAUGCAUAACCUUUCAGCAUUAAGAAACAGUGGAAUUAACAAAUCUGUGUCUGGAAGCAUGGCUUUCUCACCUGAAAACUGUUAACAUGCUGUAUUUUUCUAGUCUUUUGAACUUGUAUCAUAACAGACUGCUACAUUAGUUUGUCUGUGAAUCUUAAAUUUGCUUUCUACCUUCAAAACAACUGCGUCGCAUACAGGUUAUGAAACCUUAAGGUGUCAAACUGUAACACCAAAACUAGGCUUAGUGUCUUCCCUCUCCUCAGCUACUGUACUCAUAAGUUGCUGUUGCCUUGGACACCAUGACAGGUGACUGCAGACAAUUGUUCAAAAGCGGUUUUGCUGAGGUGUGUGAAGUAUGGAGCUAUAGAGUCAGGGGAAAAAAACAACUUUGUUUUCCUAGCACUUUACUUUCCCUUUAAUGGUUAUUUCCCCUUGAAGGUACUGAAAUCCUCUUUGCAAGCUAUUUUAACAUAUACCUGCAAUGAAUAAGCACAUUAAAAAUACAUACAUUUAUCCAUUGGGGGUGUAUCUACUAAAUACUUAACAUUUAUUUUAGGAUUUUUAAGUGUGGACUGGUCCUUUAAGCUCCAUUCACUGUCGAAUCUUAUGCUACCUGUAGGAAAUUGUCCCCACUUUUUCAUAGAUAUGUUAAAAAAACCAAAAAAAAAAAAAAACCUGGAAAGUGCAAUGCUGCUUUCAUUUCUAUGUCCAUUAAAAUAUAUUAUACACACACACACAAAUGUAGAAAAUUCCUGCACUCCAAAUUAACAGAAGGUGAUACCUGGUGCUCUGGUAGCCAAAUAAUAAAUAAAAUAAAAAAUACCGGCACUCCAAGGAUUUGCAAAUGGAUUUCUUCUCUAUUCCAAAAUAAUUAGGUCCUUUUAUUAAUUACAAUUUGCUGGACCUGACAACCCACUAUAUUUAACCCUAUAACUUUCCAGGACACCAUAAAACCUGUUACAUGGGGGGGUACUGUUUUACUCGGGAGACAUCGCUGAACACAAAUAUUUGUUUCAAAACCGUAAAAUGUAUUACAACGAUGAUAUCGUCAGUGAAAGUGACGUUUUUUUUGCAUUUUUCACACACAAACAGCACUUACACUGACGAUAUUAUUGCUGUAAUACUUUUUACUGUUUUGAAACUCAAAUAUUUGUGUUCAGCAAAGUCUCCUGAGUAUAACAGUACCCCUCAUGUACAGGUUUUAUGAUGUUUUCAAAAGUUACGGAGUCAAAUAAAAGGCUUGCAUUUCAGUUUUUUCCUAUUGAAAUUCUCCAGAUUGGUUACGUUGCCUUUGAGACCGUAUGGUAGCCCAGGAAUAAGAAUUACCCCCAUGAUGGCAUACCAUUUGCAAAAGUAGACAACCCAAGGUAUUGCAAAUGGGGUAUGUUCAGUCUUUUUUUAGUAGCCACUUAGUCACAAACACUGGCCAAAUUGGCGUUUAAAUUAGUUUUUUGCAUUUUUCACAUACAAAUAUUAAUGUUAACGUUGGCUAGUGUUGGUGACCAAGUGGCUACUAAAAAAAAAAAAAAGACUGGACAUACCCCAUUUGCAGUACCUUGGGUUGUCUACUAUUGCAAAUGGUAUGCCAUCAUAGGGGUAAUUCUCAUUCCUGGGCUACCAUACAGUCUCAAAGGCAACGUAACCAAUCUGGCGAAUUUCAAUGUGAAAAAACUGAAAAGUGUAACAUGCUAUAUUUGACCAUGUAACUUCCCAAAACACAAUAAAACCUGUACAUAGGGGGUACUUUAUUGCAGUAAAAGCAAACUGUAUUAUGACAUUCACAGUUAAAAUGUCACGUAGAAUGAAGAAAAUUUAAAAAAAUCUUAUUUUCUCUAAUUUUUUUUUUUUUUAUAUUCUAUUCAUUUUAAAUAAUGUUCCAUACCUAAAUAUUUGAUGUUAAAUGAAAACCCUGUUCCCCUGAAUAAAAUGAUCUAUAAUAAGUGUGGGUGCAUUUAAUAUGAAAGAGGUAAAUUAUUGUUGAACAGACAUAUAGUAAAAUUAUGUGGUUUGUUUACAUUUUUUUUUGGAUCACAACUUGUACAUUUGGCUGCGGUCUUAAGGAGUUAAAUGAUCAUCUCAUGAUUUUGCUUUUUUGAUUUAGUUAUUUUUUGAAGAUCAUAUCGAUGACGCCAAGUACUGUGGACGACUUUAUGGACUGGGAACAGGGGUGGCACCAAAAUCUAAUGAGGAGGCAGAGGAGAAAAUGAGCAUAAUGUCUCUUAUCAACAAUGGACAGCAAUGAAAUAGCUUCCUUCCAUCUUCAUGAACUCCAGCGACCAGGCAAUGAAUUAUAUCCCCAAAGUAUAAUACUGGGAUUUUGUUGAUUUUUCCUCUUAGACCUAAAGUUAUAAUAGUGGAUCUAAUCUUCAUUGCUUUACUUCAGUGCAUUACUGAAACCAGCAGCAAAGGGAAAAAAUGAACAUUUGGGGUGUGUAUAUACUGCUUCUUUUUGUUUUGUUCAGCAAGUUAUUACAUUUUGUUUUAUAUAUAAUUUUUUUUUAAUUGUAAAAUUAAAUGUCCGCAUCUUAAAGAAAUAGAUCCACCAAACAAUGAUCAGAUAUGCAUAUUUUUUUUUUUUUUUUUACUUCCACAGAUUACCAUUGAUGUGUGCUCAAGAAAUCAUACUAAGCUUUCAUUUUCUAGAACUCAAACUGUGCAGCGAUUUUCAAGAAUGUCAGGCUAGGUAUUUUGAGUGCUGUGCCCAUGCCAAUUUCAGAUUAUACUGUGGAUUUUAAACUGCCAUGAUAUAAGGCAAAUGUUUUGUCCUCCUAUCCAUGGAUUUAACAUAAUGCACCUUUUAAGAUUCCAGAUCACGCAAAGCAGUAGUAGUAGUCAUUGAGCAAAGUGUGAAUUGGAACAGUCAUUUGAGCCUUUGGAGUUAAAAGGACCAUAAAAGUCAGAAGUAAUUGUUAUAACUCGCAGAUUCUCACUGCAACAAAAUGGUAUCUUUUUUUUCCUUGAUGGGUAAAUUGCAGACUUUGUAUGGAUUUUUUUUUCUGUUGUGGAGGAGGAGCUAUUUUGUUCUCUGGAAAUAAAUAUUAGAAGAGGGAGAUCCCAACUCCCAGCAUGAAUGGACAGUACACAACUAAGUAGCCAGCCUUUUCAAAGCCUGUAGUUUAACACAUGAUUUGGAGUUCUAUACACAUGCACUUUGAAACAUUAUGUGCCAAGUUCAAAAUGUUGUUUACGUUACCUGUAUAGUUUAUAUGUUACUUUACUGUUUCAAACACCCAUGUUUUCUACUAGCUAUGGAUUAGAUCAUGGAUUGUUGAUUUUGGCUCACAAUGACUUGACUCCGUAUCUACAAGAUUGCAUCUACAAGAGUCAUUCGAUGCAUACGGAGUUUAAAGAAAUGGUUCUAGAACAGUGGCCCACAUUUUGUUAGAGAUGUGGAUAUGAAAUCUGUAGUUGAGCACAACAUUAUUAUUCCUUCAAUUAGUUUGGUAACUUAAGACCGGAUUCUUUAAAAUGUCCUCUUUGAGUGGAAAAAACCUGCUACAGUAUUUUUGCUGUUGGUGGUUUUCUCUGUUUAAAAAAAAAAAAAAAAAAUGCAGAUCUUAUUUCGAGGAACAAAAUUUUGAUAUAUUUUUCCCCCCCUCAUUUACGUAACCAGUUUUGCAAAGUUGUCAGGAAUUGCAUGUUUUAUAGGGGGCACAGGCAAACCCUGUUCACAGUUGUCAUUUUAAGUACUAAAAAUCCCAAACUUUUCAAACUAUUUUAUCCAGAUUGUAAGUUUAUAUUAUAAUUCUUUUUAAAUUUCCUCUGUGACAAUGAAAUGUGAACAAACACUGCCCUAUCCAAGCUUUAAAAAAAAAAAAAAAAUUCAAUUUUGUUAAUGAUAAAAACAAUUGCUGAAAGCAUUGGAAAAAGAAGAAAAUGACAGUCACGCAGUUUUACCUGACAAAUUUUGUAAUCUAUACUUCAUUGUUGUAAGCUGGAGUUGGCAAUGCGUGUAAAUAUUAUUUAUGUUUUUAAAUUUGUAAAAUAAAGAAUUUUUUUUUAUCAACAGAAUUACGCAUUACAUUUCUAUAUCUCACAUUGUUUUACUCUGGUGUUAAAGCACCAACCUGUUUUUAAAGAAAGAAAAAAAGUAAUUGACCAAGUUGCAGACAGAUGGUCUCUGAAAAUGGCCUGCAGCGUUCUGGGUCUGUUAGUGAUCCAAUUACAUGAAUAAUUAAAUCCUAUGAAUCCUCAGUACAUAGAGUACGUACAGAAUACAGGUACAGAGAAUGGGCCAAUGUUAUGUUCCUUCUUAUACUUGCUGUGUACUGAUAACCUGCUUUGACCAUCAUCCCUUCACUAUAUUAUGAAAUUAUUCUAAAGCAGAUGAGGUCUCUGGCAUGUGCUUUACCGAUCGCAAGGUAAGAGAUGAGAACAUAUCAAACUCCAAUUUUAUUAGUAGUAAUUAGCAUACUUUAAUACAGCCUAAUUAAAUAUACAAAUUAUGAAAAAUAUAGUUUUCAUGUUUUACUGUAAGACAUUUCACGCAUUUUAGCCCUUUGUUGUAUCAUUCAAUUUGCUCUUAUAUUUUUCAUUAAAGGAACACUAUAGUCACCUAAAUUACUUGAGCUAAAUAAAGCAGUUUAGUGUAGAGAUCAUUCCCCUGCAAUUUCACUGCUCAAUUCAUUGUAAUUUAGGAGUUUAAUCACUUUGUUUCUGUUUAUGCAGUUCUAGCCACACCUCCCCUGGCUAUGAUUGACAGAGCCUGCAUGAAAGAAAAAACUGGUUUCACUUUCAAACAGAUGUAAUUUACCUUAAAUAAUUGUAUCUCAGUCUUUAAAUUGAACUUUAAUCACAUACAGGAGGCUCUUGCAGGGUCUAGCAAGCUAUUAACAUAGCAGGGCAUAAGAAAAUCUUAAUUAAACAGAACUUGCAAUAAAGAAAGCCUAAAUAGGGCUCUCUAUACAGGAAGUGUUUAUGGAAGGCUGUGCAAGUCACAUGCAGGAAGGUGUGACUAGGGUUCAUAAACAAAGGGAUUUAACUCCUAAAUGGCAGAGGAUUGAGCAGUGAGGCUGCAGGGGCAUGUUCUAUACACCAAAACUGCAUCAUUAAGCUAAAGUUGUUCAAGUGACUAUAGUGUCCCUUUAAAUUAAAAAAUUGAUUACACCGAUCGUCCUCACACACAACCUUAAUAAGGUGUUUUGAAUAUAUACCAACAUCUUGCCUAAAAAUCCAGUUUCGUCGAGAUUGUUAAAGAGCAACAGUCACUUCCCUGGAUUUUUAAUGUUCACUUAUAUUUAAUUGUAUUUAUAUACAAACCUGUAUCUGUGAGCUGUGCAAAAAAAUAAAAUUUAAAUGUAUAAAGUCACACGUGGUUUUUUUCUUCAUCUUGGCUUCCUG
Messenger RNA from Pelobates cultripes (western spadefoot toad), 21427 nucleotides. Lineage: Eukaryota; Metazoa; Chordata; Amphibia; Anura; Pelobatidae. The record is from the annotation of a GenBank genome assembly.